Messenger RNA from Microthlaspi erraticum, 1155 nucleotides. NCBI's taxonomy places the organism in Eukaryota, Viridiplantae, Streptophyta, Magnoliopsida, Brassicales, Brassicaceae. The record is from the annotation of a GenBank genome assembly.
AUGGUUGAACAGACGCAGCACCCAACGAUCCUGCAGAAGGCCUCUGGCCAAUUCUUGCGCUCGAGCGUAUCUCAGGAUGUCCAUGGUUAUGCAUCGGCUUUUCAGAGGCCUUCUGCAUACCAAAGGUGUGCAACUUACGGGAACUACUCGAAUGCUGCAUUCCAGUAUCCUCUUGCGGCCACAUCUCAGAUCGUGUCCACCACCACUUCGCCUGUGUUUGCCCAAGCUCCAGCAGAGAGGGGUUUCUCCAGCUUUGCUAUCGAUUUCCUGAUGGGUGGUGUCUCCGCUGCUGUGUCGAAGACCGCUGCUGCUCCCAUCGAGCGUGUCAAGCUUUUGAUUCAAAACCAGGAUGAGAUGCUCAAGGCUGGCAGGCUCUCUGAGCCCUACAAGGGUAUUGGUGAAUGUUUCGGCAGGACCAUCAAGGAUGAGGGAUUCGGCUCCUUGUGGAGGGGAAACACCGCCAAUGUCAUCCGUUACUUCCCCACUCAGGCUUUGAACUUUGCCUUCAAAGAUUACUUCAAGAGGCUUUUCAACUUCAAGAAGGACAGGGAUGGUUACUGGAAGUGGUUUGCCGGUAACUUGGGAUCCGGAGGUGCUGCUGGAGCCUCGUCCCUCUUGUUUGUGUACUCUCUUGACUACGCACGUACCCGUCUUGCCAAUGACUCUAAGGCUGCCAAGAAGGGAGGUGAGAGGCAAUUCAAUGGUCUGGUUGAUGUCUACAGGAAGACCCUCAAGUCUGAUGGUAUCGCUGGACUUUACCGUGGAUUCAACAUCUCCUGUGUUGGUAUCAUUGUGUACCGUGGUCUCUACUUUGGUCUGUACGACUCCUUGAAGCCUCUUCUCCCUGGUGACUUGCAGGACAGUUUCUUCGCAAGUUUUGCUCUUGGAUGGCUCAUCACCAACGGUGCAGGUCUUGCAUCGUACCCAAUUGACACUGUUCGCAGAAGAAUGAUGAUGACAUCAGGUGAAGCCGUCAAGUACAAGAGCUCGAUGGAUGCGUUCAAGCAGAUCCUGAAGAACGAAGGAGCCAAGUCUCUCUUCAAGGGAGCUGGUGCAAACAUCCUCCGUGCCAUUGCAGGUGCUGGUGUGCUCUCUGGCUACGACAAGCUGCAGUUACUUGUCCUCGGAAAGAAGUACGGAUCCGGAUCUGGUUAA